GGCGUCCCAGAAGAAGGCAACAUGGCGGCGUCGUCGAGCAGCUGGCAGCGUGUGAUGAAGAUGAAGAAAGCGACGCUUCCUUCCCUGCUGGUCAUCUUAGGAGCUACCGGCACCGGCAAGUCCAAGCUGGCCAUUGACUUAGCAACACGACUGCGGGGACACGUCAUCAGCGCAGACUCCAUGCAGGUCUACAAGGGUCUGGACAUCAUCACCAACAAGGUGACGGUGGAGGAGUGUGCCCAGUGCAGACAUCACAUGAUCAGCUUUGUGGACCCGUUGGUGAGCAACUACACGGUGGUGGACUUUAGGAACAAAGCUCUGACUCUAAUUGACGACAUGCACGAGCACAACAUCCUGCCAAUCAUUGUCGGAGGAACUAACUACUACAUCGAGUCCCUGCUGUGGCGAGUCCUGUUGGACGCUGGGGAGAGCUCCAGAGAUGGAGCCACGGACAGGAAGGUGCAACUGGAGAAACUGCCAGGAGUUGAGUUACAUAAUCGACUGAUGGAAGUGGACCCCAAAAUGGCUGCCAUGUUGCACCCCAAUGACAAGCGCAAAGUUGCAAGAAGCCUGCAGAUCUAUGAUGAGACGGGCGUCCCUCACAGCUCCUGGCUGGAGGAGCAGCGAGGCCAGCAGGGAGGCGAUGGCCUUGGGGGCCCGCUGAGGUUCCAAGACCCUUGCAUCCUUUGGCUGCACGCUGACAUGGACGCGCUGGACAAGAGACUGGACUGUCGUGUAGAUGAGAUGCUGUCUGCUGGGCUGAUUGAAGAACUACGAGACUUCCACGCACGCUUCAAUCAGAAGGAAGCCCAGAAGGACAGUCCCAACUACCAGCACGGAAUAUUCCAGUCCAUUGGCUUCAAAGAGUUCCACAAAUACCUGACGGCACCUGAAAGCAUCACCCAGCAGGAGAGAGAAGUGCUGAGAAACAAAGGUGUAGAAGCUUUAAAGAUGGCUACCAGACGCUACGCUCGCAAGCAGAACAAGUGGGUCCGCAACCGAUUCCUUAAACGACCUGGAGAGUGUGUGCCAUCAGUGUACGGCCUGGAUGUGACGGAUGUGUCAAGAUGGGAGGAGACGGUGGUGAAGCCUGCACUGCAGAUAGUGGACAGUCUCCGCAAGCAUGAGCAGCCCGCGGUCAACGCCAUCAGGAUGCAGGGGGCGGAGCCAGGAAACACACGCAGCCACCAUACCUGCCACCUGUGCCACAAAGUCAUCAUCGGAGACCUGGAGUGGGCCGCUCACCUCAAGUCCAAGAAGCAUCACUUCCAGGUGAGGAAGAAGAAGAGAACAAGUGAAUGCAAGGAGUCUCAGAGUAAGCCUUCAGCUCCUCCUUCAGUUCCUCCUUCAGCUCCUCCUUCAGCUCCUCCUUCAGUUCCUCCUUCAGCUCCUCCUUCAGUUCCUCCUUCAGCUCCUCCUUCAGUUCCUCCAACAGUUCCUCCAACAGUUCCUCCUUCAGUUUCUCCGUCAGAUGUUGAGAGUGAAACAAAACUCUCCACUCACACCACACACUAGCAAGCUGCUGGCACAUGGAAACAAGCACCAAGUCUUCUGCUGGCACAUGGAAACAAGCACCAAGUCUUCUGCUGGCACAUGGAAACAAGCACCAAGUCUUCUGCUGGCACAUGGAAACAAGCACCAAGUCUUCUGCUGGCACAUGGAAACAAGCACCAAGUCUUCUGCUGGCACAUGGAAACAAGCACCAAGUCUUCUGCUGGCACAUGGAAACAAGCACCAAGUCUUCUGCUGGCACAUGGAAACAAGCACCAAGUCUUCUGCUGGCACAUGGAAACAAGCACCAAGUCUUCUGCUGGCACAUGGAAACAAGCACCAAGUCUUCUGCUGGCACAUGGAAACAAGCACCAAGUCUUCUGCUGGCACAUGGAAACAAGCACCAAGUCUUCUGCUGGCACAUUUAAAAAAGGACCUUAUCUUCACCAGACCAGGUUGUCAAUGAAAGUAUAUUGUUUAAAGGGUUCUUAAAGGCCUACUGAAAGCCACUACUAGCGACCACGCAGUCUGAUAGUUUAUAUAUCAAUGAUGACAUCUUAACAUUGCAACACAUGCCAAUACGGCCGGGUUAACUUAUAAAGUGACAUUUUAAAUUUCCCGGGAAAUAUUCUGCUGAAAACGUCUCUGUAUGAUGACGUCUGUGCGUGACGUCACGAAUUGUAGCGGACAUUUUGGGACAGCAUUGUGGCCAGCUAUUAAGCCGUCUCUUUUCAUGGCAAAAUUCCACAGUAUUCUGGACAUCUGUGUUGGUGAAUCUGUUGCAAUUUGUUUAAUGAACAAUGAAGAAAGCAAAGAAGAAAGCUGUAGGUGGGAAGCGGUGUAUUAGCGGCCGGCUGCAGCAACACAAACACGUAGCCGGUGUUUCAUUGUUUACAUUCCCGAAAGAUGACAGUCAAGCUUUACCAUUGGCCUGUGGAGAACUGGGACAACAGAGACUCUUACCAGGAAGACUUUGAGUUGGAUACGCAGACGCGGUACCGUGAGUACGCAGCUGCGGCUUCCAAACAUUUGAUCGCUUGCCCGUACGUGCGUGCCGCUAUGUGCAUGUCACGUACGUAACUUUGGGGAAAUAUAUGUGCUGUAUGAACUUUGCAGAGGUGAACGGUACUUUGGGCUGUGGGAUUGAGUGUGUUGUGCGGGUGUUUGAUUUGUAUUGGUGGGUUAUAUGGACGGGAGUGGGGAGGUGUUUGUUAUGUGGCAUAUUAAAUAUAAGCCUGGUUUUGUUGUGGCUAAUAGAGUAUAUAUAUGUCUUGUGUUUAUUUACUGUUGUAGUCAUUCCCAGCUGAAUAUCAGGUCCCACCCGCCUCUCACAGCAUCUUCCCUAUCUGAAUCGCUUCCACUGCCCUCUAGUCCUUCACUCUCACUUUCCUCAUCCACAAAUCUUUCAUCCUCGCUCAAAUUAAUGGGGUAAUCGUCGCUUUCUCAGUCCGAAUCGCUUUCGCUGCUGGUGGCCAUGAUUGUAAACAAUGUGCAGAUGUGAGGAGCUCCACAACCUGUGACGUCACGCUACUUCCGCUACAGGCAAGGCUUUUUUAUCAGCAACCAAAAGUUGCCAACUUUAUCGUCGAUGUUCUCUA
Molecule: messenger RNA, 3089 nt
Organism: Entelurus aequoreus (snake pipefish)
Lineage: Eukaryota; Metazoa; Chordata; Actinopteri; Syngnathiformes; Syngnathidae
Gene: trit1
Product: tRNA isopentenyltransferase 1
Exons: 11
Coding region: 22-1515 (497 amino acids)
Biological process (GO): tRNA modification
Cellular component (GO): mitochondrion
Molecular function (GO): ATP binding; tRNA dimethylallyltransferase activity
Source: RefSeq, a predicted model, not a curated record